CGUUUUUUUCUUCAUUUUGGAGCUAUUUGCGGAGAGUUCAAAAAAAGAAAAAUGAUACAAUUAUCCCGUCGGUUUUACGACUCUGUUGUCGCGGGACUGUAAAGAAGCCUUUGUGGCCUGCGCCUUUCCUUGGUGAGCAGACAGUCAGAUGGAGCCGGGGGCCGCCACUGUCGCACGCCCGCUUCCUCUCUUAAUUGCCUCGAGUGUUUUCUUUCCAGCCCGCCGCCGCUCGUCAGGAUGGAGGAUCCGGACCUACGGCAGCAGAAACUGGACAAUCAGCGAUCCAUUUUGAUGAAGAAGCAACAAAAGAAACGGGCCGAUUGUCAAAUGGUGGUGGCCAACCGGGACGCGCGCCAAAAGAACCGCAGACAAAAAGGCCGCUCGGACGAGACGCCGCUGCUGAUCAGCCAGUCCUUGAGCAACAUCUCCCUGAACGAACAAGUGGAGCACGCGCAUGACAACCCGAUGGACGUCAUCAUACUGGCGGAGUGCGACGGCGACGCGAAGGCCGCCGCCGUCUUAAGUGAGGUGCCGGCCGACAAGCCGCUCGGUCCCGUAAAGAUCAACUUCGACGUCGAGCACGAGGAGGAUGAAGCAGAGGACAGCGAGAAGACCGAGAAGCAAGAGAAAGUCCAAGCUGCGGCGGACAAUGACGGACAGGAGAAGGCCGAGGAGAAACCGGAGAGAAAAACCAAAAGGCAAGACAAAGCCAAAGACCGCAACGAUGGACAAAAGACAAACAAAACCACCAAAGAGCGCACAAAGAAGCACCCGCACGACGCGUCGCCAUCGGCCCCGGAGCGGACGAAAAACGGGCGCGGCAAAAGCGGCGACGAUGAGCAAGACGACUGCCCCGCCCACAACUCCCCGCCUGGGAGUAAAAAACAUCUGGACACGUCCAGGUGCCAAAUCAGCGACGACAGCAAGGACGAGGACCUUCGGCCAGAAGGGAAAGAAAGGAGGAAGAAGAAGAAGAGAGCCGAGAAAAACACACCGAGUGUGGCAUCUCUCAACUCCAACUACAAGGAGGGCUCGUCUUCAGGCAGCGAAUCCACCAACGGAACGGCUUCUCGCAUAUCAUUGGAGGACCUGGAGGAGUUCGCCUUUCGUCCCGCCCCCAGAGACCUGACCAUCCAAUGUCGGGUGACCCGGGACAGGAGAGGCAUGGAGAAGGGCAUGUACCCGACGUACUAUCUUCAUAUGGAGAAAGACGACGGAAAGAGGGUGUUUCUAAUGGCGGGCCGCAAAAGGAAGAGGAGCAAAACAUCCAACUAUCUCAUCUCAACGGAUCCCACCAAUCUGUCCCGAGAGAGCAGUUGCUACAUCGGAAAGCUACGGUCCAACGUUCUGGGAACAAAGUUCAUCGUCUACGACGGCGGCGAGAACCCCGAGAAGAAGCCUUUUAUUAAAGAGUGUGAAUCUGUGCGACAAGAGCUGGCGGCCAUUUGUUACGAGACUAACGUGCUUGGAUUCCGGGGCCCCCGCAAAAUGACAGUCAUCAUCCCGGGAAUGCUGGACAAUGACGACAGGGUGUCCAUCCGGCCCAAAAAAGAAGAGGAAACCCUGCUGGCGCGCCAUGCCGACAACAACACGGACAAGCUGGUGACCCUGGUCAACAAAUGUCCCAGCUGGAACGAGCAGACGCAGUCGUACGUGCUCAACUUCCACGGCCGCGUCACGCAAGCGUCGGUGAAAAACUUCCAGAUCAUCCACCCGGAGAAUGGCGACUACAUCGUGAUGCAGUUUGGCCGCGUUUCCGAGGACGUCUUCUCCAUGGAUUACAGCUUCCCCAUGUGUGCCCUUCAGGCCUUUGCCAUCACGCUGUCGUCUUUCGAUGGAAAACUGGCCUGCGAGUGACCCUCUGCUGGCUCUUGGA
Messenger RNA from Hippocampus zosterae (dwarf seahorse), 1876 nucleotides. Its product is annotated as tubby protein homolog. The coding region runs from base 238 to 1857 and encodes 539 amino acids. The transcript has 13 exons. Lineage: Eukaryota; Metazoa; Chordata; Actinopteri; Syngnathiformes; Syngnathidae. The record is from RefSeq and is a predicted model, not a curated record. Gene Ontology annotation, cellular component: cilium. Gene Ontology annotation, biological process: protein localization to cilium.